Phytophthora nicotianae INRA-310 is the source of this 504-nucleotide messenger RNA. RefSeq lists its product as hypothetical. The record is from RefSeq and is a predicted model, not a curated record. NCBI's taxonomy places the organism in Eukaryota, Oomycota, Peronosporomycetes, Peronosporales, Peronosporaceae. Gene Ontology annotation, molecular function: cysteine-type peptidase activity. The coding region runs from base 1 to 504 and encodes 167 amino acids. The transcript has a single exon. Gene Ontology annotation, biological process: proteolysis.
AUGGUGGAGGCGGUUGAUGUUUUGCGCAAGGCGGGGGCUAAGAAGAAGAGUAUUCUGCAGUUUCUCCUUGCAAACUCGGACUGCAGCAUGACCAUUCGCGACGUUCACAACCCCAUUCACCGUCUAAAGAGACAAGAGCAUGCAGGAGCGACGAGCCUGUUAACGGAGAAAUUUCUACCGAUGAUGACGCUUUGUCGGCUCUGUUUUAUUGGUGCAUUCACGGAACAAGUGUUAAUACCAGUUUACUGUAACCAGAACCACUGGUGUGCUAUUACGAUCAAUCUCGAAAAGCGCAUCAUCUACUUCUACGAUCCAACAGAAUCAUUAUGCAAGAUUGGAGCUCGUGCGGCUGCUGAAAAGAUCAAAAAUUUGCUUCGAGUUCAACUGUUCGAGGGGUGUUGCGUUCAAAGUUACGGAAGUAACCUCGGAGUCCAAACGGAUAACUACAAGUGUGGCAUCCACGUUCUAGUCGUUUACAGGCGCAGCUUCACCGGGGCUGAUUGA